AUGAGCAUUCUCUUAUUAUUAUUAUUAUUGCUAAAUUGCCUUCAAUUAUUCGAAUGUUUCAAUAUUCCGCAACACGUGCAGGCUACGAAAGGAAAAUUUUUUGUACAUAAUUUGCAUUCGGCCAAUUUUUUUCCGAGCACAGUUAAAGUGAAAUGGGAAGCGACGCUUAACAAUAAACCAGCUUUACCCUCAUGGUUGAGAUUGAUGCCUUCAAGGCACCCGGAGAUUGCCUAUCUUAUCGGCACACCGGUCACAAACGUCCCGCAAAUCACUAUACACGUAAUUGCGAAAAGGCUUGAUAACUUUGAAAUUCAACAAAAGAUGCUCGUAAUCAAUUUGGUCGACGAUUCAAAGUAUAAUGGAUAUACAAAGGAGAUAUUCGAGCUGCCUUUGAAUAAUUUGGAACUUGAGGAGUUUGUUUCAAAUCGCAAUCGAAAAAUUGAGCAACUCGAAAAUGCGCUGAAAAUGACAUUCCGUGGCAAGAACGUGAACCCGUAUAUCGUCGAUGUUCGCCAUAAAUAUCUUGUUCCAAAGGGCAAGGAGCAUAUAUUUAAUAAUAAAGGAAUAAUUGUAUCGGUAGGAACACAAUAUAAGUUCUAUCCAGGAACUGUUGCAAUGGUUCAUAAUCUUCAUGAUAAUCCUGCCUUCUGUCAGCGACCUUCUUCAGUGGCAAUGAAUCGCAAUUUCGCCCCAAUGUUUGAAGUUGAUUGGUGUAACGUGAACUUGAGAAAUGCCACGCUUGUAACCAACGUGGAAGAAGAGCCAAUUAAAGCGCCUGUCGUCACGCAGCCAAUAAAAGGGAAAAAAUCUAAAAAUGAAACGAAGGCGAGUGAUCGGCUUGACCCGCCACCGCAAGAAAUUUACGGAUACAGCGGCUACAACUUCUGGAAUAGCGUCAUCCUUUUUCCGGCCAUUGGAAUUGUAUGUGUAAUUCUCCUUCUCGUCUUAAGCAUUAUCUUCUUUGGCAGUCGCGAGGGUCAGAAAUGGAGGGAUUAUAAAACAUCAAGAGAGACAUUGGAAGAAUACAUAAGCGUUCGCGAGAGUCAAAAACACUUGAGAGAACUCUCAGUUCAACGACAACUAAUAAGCAUGUCGCAGGAUUCAUCGGCAGUUCCAACUGGAAUUCACUCAUUUUUACAGCCAAGAAGUCGAAUGCCGAGUACUGUUGCAAGGUUUAGCAAAAGCGCAAGCCGAUUGAAUGAUAAAGAAGAAACUGUUGAACUUCUCCCAGUACUUGACCGGACCCCAGUUGGCAAGCAAACCGUUGCCGAAGCAGCAAAACAAUGCGGAAGCUCAUUGCACUUGUAUAGAAACCCAUUGGAUAGCGAAAGUGAUGAGAAUGCGAGUGAUAAUAGCUCACAAGAUAGAUGA
Caenorhabditis bovis is the source of this 1371-nucleotide messenger RNA. The record is from the annotation of a GenBank genome assembly. Lineage: Eukaryota; Metazoa; Nematoda; Chromadorea; Rhabditida; Rhabditidae.